UGCAUACUGCCAAAAAGUCAUGCACACUUAGAAUCAUGCAGAGGUAAAGAGGGGCGGGGGAGGCGUAAGUCAGCCUGAGCAAUUCUAGGAAGCCGACAGGGACCCGAAGGGCUUCUUGGCACAGAAGAUGGAAGAGCAGGUGAGAGUCCCACCUGGGGCCACUGGACUGUACAGAGCAAUGCUAGUCAAAUCAGCAUCUAUGUUUUCUGAAAUACAGAGAGAACGGCCAGAAAUUGAGAAUAUCAUGGCUCACCCGGAUUACAUUGAUGGAAACCCGGAUCUUAUCAAACCUAAAAAGCUUCUCAACCCUGUAAGAGCCUCGAAGAGCCACCAAGAACUUCACAGGGAGCUGCUUAUGAAUCACAAAAGAGGACUGGGAGUCGAGAGCAAACCAGAAUUGCAACGAGUCCUGGAGCAUCGGCGACGAAACCAGCUGAUAAGACAGAGGAAAGAAGAAGAAGAGUCAAAGAAACCAAAGUCUCCAUUUGAACAAGAACUCAUGAAGAGGCACCAGAGGCUGGAUCAGAUGGAAAGGGAACAAGAGAAGGAAGAAGAAAAUGCACCAGAGUUUGUUAAGGUCAAAGAAAACUUGAGGAGGACAUCAACGCUAACUGGAGCAGAGAAGGUUGCAUAGCAUCAGCUGAGACCAAAACAGAGGAGGAUCUUCUGUUUGUUUGAUUGUUUAAACACUGACAUGUCUGUAUAUGGUGGACAUUCACAGUUAUGUCUUUGGGGUUACUUACUGUUGUUAAUGCUUGUUACAGUAGAAAUCCCUCCACAUGGCCUUUUUCAUAAUCACAAAAGGGUAAACAGCAAGACUAUGGAGACGAAACAAGAAAAUGAAAAUACAGUUGGGAAUUGUAAUUACCAGUAUAUACAUUUCCUCUCAUGUAUUUGGGCCAUGUUAAAGUCCUGUCCAUUCCUUAUAAAUCUUCGUCUAACCCCUCCAGAUAUAGCUUGAGCUCAUAGUAGAGACAUUGUGGAGAGGGAGAUGCUACAGAAAGAGCUGUGGACCUCAUUAUAUGUAAGGAUCUCAAAAAGCUAAGUAGGCCAAGAAUUUCUGCUGCUUGUAGUGAUAUCUAGAACACUGGUAGGCUAAUCUUUCCCUUAGAGUAGCUUGCUGUAUACCAGACAAGCAGCGAAAAUGGAACAUCUUGCCAGCUGGGAAUGUGCUAGAUAAAUCCUAGAGCACAUGCCUCUAUAAUUGCUUGAUUUAUGGUGCAUUUGUAUCUAAACGACAAAGCCACAGUACAGGAAAUAGCAUCCUGUUGUUUAGGAGAUGUGGAGGAAAUACUUUGUGUUUAGCAUCAUUUCUGGGAUGGGGUGGUUCUUUGGUGGCUUCAGGCAUAAUAUGAACCUUUACAACGUCCCUUAGAGCUGAUCAACUCCAAAUGAAAAGAGUGUGCUGGAUUGUACCAUAGAGGUGGGUGACUUCCAGUUGCCCCUAUAUUUUUCAACCUCUGGACUGUGAGAUGAGGGGAGAAGACAGAGUGACUGUCUUCCAAAGGGAACUGUAAGAGCUUUACUGGAAACAAGUUAUUUUUGUGCUGUGGCAAGAUCAAGGCUGAUAAGUGGAAACUGGGAGAUGGUGCAGAGAGAGGCAAAGAGACAAAAAGGCAGAAUCGUAAGAGUUAGGCUUGCCAACUCUGGCUUGGGAAAUUACUAGAUAUUUGAAAGUGGUGUCUGUGGAGGGAUUUCACCUAGAAUCUAUGGUAUACCAUAGAAUCUGCCCUUCCAAAGCUGCCAUUUUCUCCAAGAGAACUGAUUUCUGUUGUCUAGAGAUCAGUUGCAAAUCAGGGAAAAUGCUAGGCCCCACCUGGAGGUUGGCAACCCUAAUGAGAGACGGAUGCGGCACAGUUCUAGCGGCAUAGAAGUCUUGCCGUCUGGCCACCAACAGCCCCAUCCAGCUCUCUGAUGCCUUUAACAAAUCUUGCACGUUUUUUUCAAGUAACCAAAAUGACUAGUUAUAUUAUUUUUAAAAUAAAUACAUCUGAGGGCUAUUGCAGAAUUUUAGAUGACAAGGGGGUGUUCCUGGCAGUCAUUCCCAUAUCUGAAAUCCAGUUAACAAUAUUGGUGCCAGAUCAGGCCCAUCAUGAUGUCAAAAGCAGUAAAACAUGAGGAAUUAGCAGGAUUAGGAGGUGGGUUAGAGUUGCAAUCCUAUUCAAACUCUAUUGAAAUCAGUGGGUUUAGACUAGAACAACUGGGUUUAAGACUGCAUUCUUAGUGGCCAUUUUCACUGUAGAAGAAAAAACACAGAUUUUUUUUUUUAAGUCAGGAAUGAUCACUCAUGUGUCUUCCACUCAUUGCACCGCUGACUCCUGUGUCAAAGACAAAAAGACAAGGCCCAGCAAGCUCUUUGCUUAUGUUGCGAGCCUGGUUGCUUCCUGGCUUCACAAGUUGAGGAGCAGGGCUAGUCCUUCCAUGAAUGAGAAGGAGGUGCAUCUUGGGGUAAAGUCAGUCAUCUCCUGACGAAGGAAACGUUGACUCUCAAAAGCUUUGCCUCAGAAAAUCUUGUUGGCCUUUAAUGCGCCACCAGGCUUGAAUCUUGCAGUUCAGUCAUCACUGUUAUACUUUCAUCCACCACAGGGAUGCUGUUUAGAUUUUCUCCCUCCGGCAUCACAUUAUAGCCUGUUUCUGGUACAGAUUUACAGAUCUGCAAAUAAAAGAUGGCUUCAGCAGUCAGACUUGCCCAUUCCUGUUACGCUUCAGGUGGGCUGCCUACCAUUUGUUUAACUUUUAAUGUGUUGCAUGUUAAUUUAGAUGUUCAUCUCUCAUCCUUAAACAUAAAAAUCAACUUGUUUUAAAAGUUACAAAGCUGCUCCAGGUAGAGGAGGGAAGAUUCGUAUAAACAGGUUCUAGCUAAUAAGUAUCCUCCAUCUUUCGUCUUCAAGUCAUCCAAAAAAACCCUUCACAGCCAUGAUUUAAGAGCUUGCCUUGGGACAGAGGAAAUAUUUUUUGCUUACAAAGCAGCUACGCUGCCAGGCAGAGCUCCCUUCAAGGAAAGACCAUUAUCUCUUACUACCAGCUAUGUAGGCUACAUGUUCAGUCCUUCCAUGCCAGAACUACACAACACUGUGCUAAAUGAACUAAUGUGUUUGUUCAGUAUAAAGAGACUCCAUAUGUUCAGUUUUAAAGCUGUCUAUGUGUCUACACACAGUUUUUAAUAGUCUCCUUCCAGUUCUUAGAUGGUUGUUCUCCUACAUCUUUUAUCAGCACAGUGAUACAGUGAUCACAACUAAUGAAUCCUUUGUCUCUGUGGAGUAGAGGGAAAGAUGGGGGAGGGGGUUUCUAGUAGUAAGAGGACCCAUAAAAGGUCUUUCAAGUCAGUCUUUCACACAGGCAGAAAUCACUUUGGUGGGCUACUAAUCUAUAUAGUAACAAGAGAAUAUAAACCUGAAGGUGUUUACAUGUAAACUCAAUUCAGGAGUCACUAAGAAGGUGAUAGGCAUGUCUCUGGUUCAUGGCUGAACUUACAUGCUUACUUUCUGCGCUUAUUUUCUCCUCCCUUGGCACACUGCACUGAGACUGAAAAUGAAUUAUGGUGUACCCAUGUAGAUGCCUUCACUUGCUGAAGUUACUGACUUUCCCAAUAACUGAGAUUUCUUAAUCCAGAUUAAACUAUGGUGAGAAUUCCAACUAUGGAAGCAAACUUCUCUUGGUGAAGGCACUUGCAUUUGGGUAGCACACAACUAAUGAAUUAGUUGAAGACUUUCAAUCUUCAGUCUCUUUGUGCUUCUUGAGAGGGAGGGAGAUUGCAAGCAUGGCAAAAAGCCAGACUCGUGCUCAGCACAUACAAAACUGUGAUUUGUUCAAGAGUGCAGCUUCCCAAAUUGCACUCUAGAUUACCCGAACUGGUCCAGGAAACUCAACAAUCAUUCCUCCCAAGAAGUGCAACAACUUCUGAUAAUUUCAUAUACUGAUAUGACCCUGAUGGUGUUCAGCCUGUAUAAAAGGUUCCACAAAUUGUGUACCUAGAGUGUUUAUUACUUUCCCUAGAAAAUAUUCAUUACCCGCAAAAACUCAUUUCUUACACAAUAUGUGAGUGAUGUAUUUACACGCAGUAUGUAUGAUAUAUAUAGUGAUACUGACCAUGUAUUGGCUGCAUGUAAUCUCAAACGCUCAUAUAAAAUUAAACUGACUCUGUGAGAAAGGCAGAAUAUGGAUAAAUUAAA
Eublepharis macularius is the source of this 4172-nucleotide messenger RNA. It is a transcript of the gene FAM107A, whose product is annotated as family with sequence similarity 107 member A. Gene Ontology annotation, biological process: actin filament bundle assembly; regulation of actin cytoskeleton organization; actin filament polymerization. The record is from RefSeq and is a predicted model, not a curated record. The coding region runs from base 128 to 634 and encodes 168 amino acids. Gene Ontology annotation, cellular component: neuron projection; synapse; stress fiber. Lineage: Eukaryota; Metazoa; Chordata; Lepidosauria; Squamata; Eublepharidae. The transcript has 4 exons.